AGUUCUUUUAUGACAUUGAACUCGUUUUACCCCUACUGUCAUCUUUGACUUUUAACAACUUAGCAGACAGUUGUUUUUGUUCAGUAUGGAUUUUUGGCGAUACACCCGAUGGGCAAAGUAUUCCGAUAAAAACGAGUCAUUAAAAAGAUUCUCCUCUAUCGGGAAUUGGCAUUAUUUGCAUAUACAGUACCCAGUUCUUCAAAUUCCUAGUCCUUUUCGGGGUAGGAUUAGGAGUAGGCUGACUCGUUAUAAAGCAUUUCACCAGUCUUGUAUGCCCUUCUAUAAGGAUUUUUUCAAAUGUGCUCAUGAAGUUGGACAACCAGUGAUGCACGAAGAAUGCUGGGAAGAGUUUCAAGAUAUGAAAGAAUGUGAAAGUUUAUGGAAGACAAAAAUUCGAAUAAAUGUGCUAAACGCCAAGAGACACGAAGAUGGCCUAGAUUUUUUGGAGCGUCCACCUGACUACUUGUUCCACAGACCAUUCAUUACAUUCAGGAAAGAAACAAAAUUGUGAAUGGCUAUCAUGAUGUUUCCCAGUAAUGAUGAGCGAAACUUUUGUUGGUUUAUAUUUAGAAUAAAAAUUGUAUUAAAUUUUUCUUCAGA
Messenger RNA from Magallana angulata, 600 nucleotides. RefSeq lists its product as uncharacterized. The record is from RefSeq and is a predicted model, not a curated record. Bases 86 to 511 code for a protein of 141 amino acids. The transcript is spliced from 3 exons. Lineage: Eukaryota; Metazoa; Mollusca; Bivalvia; Ostreida; Ostreidae.